AUGAGGUAGCUGACUUAUUUUUUUGCCAGUACUGCAACUAUGGCAACCCCAGUGUUGCAGGGGUUUUGAAUCAUCAGAAAUUAAGACAUCGCUGUCUUCAGAUAUCCACUAAUCAGAUUCUUCAAUAUACAUCUGAGCUUCGUAGUCAACAAUCUACAUCUCAGUCUGCUGGAUUUGGGGCCCCUAACUCCUCUCUCCUCAGAUCUGAUGUUGGGAAUGAGGCAGGUAACUUGUUUUUCUGCCAGUUUUGCAACUAUGGAGAUCCCUUAAUGAGCGGGAUUUUUAAUCAUCAGAAGAGAAGACACGGUCAACUCAAAACAACUCCUGAUGACAUCUUCAGGCAUACUGCUGAGGUUCGAGGACAAAUGAAAACAUCAGAAGAGUCUAAAAGAGUCAACUCAAUGAACUCUUCUCACAUCUUACCUCUUCCUCUUGUGACGGAAGAGGCUGUGUUAUUCUGUCAGCUUUGCAACUAUAGCAAUCCAACCAUGAGUGGGGUUAUGGAUCAUCAAAGGAAAAGACACCCUGAUCUUAAGGCAACUCAUAAACAAAUUCUUGAAUAUACUGCUGCAAUGAUUUUGGCCCAAUCUGGCAAAUCACCUCACUCAUCAUUCUUAACGUCUGAGAUUUUCCAAGAAGAAUUAGAGAAGUUCUUCUGCCAGUAUUGUGACUAUAGCAAUUCUACAGUAAGGGGGAUUUUGAAUCAUCAAAAUAAAAUGCAUGGUGAUCUCGAAACAAACGCUGCGCAGAUCUUAAGGCAUACUGUUGUGGUUCAAGGGCAAACCAAACAAUCUCAGUCAAAAGCAGUCCACUCACCCAACUCUCCUCACAUCUUGUCUCGUCCUCUUUUGAAGGACGAGGUUGAAGACAUGUUUUUCUGUCAGAUUUGCAACUAUAGCAAUCAAACAGUGGUAGGGGUUUUGAAUCAUCAAAGGAAAAGACACCUUGAUAUGAAACUAACUGCUAAGCAAAUCCUUGAAUAUACUGCUACGGUUAUGGGCAAAUCCCAGUCAGUACGAGAAGACACACUUAACUCAUCCCAAGAAGAAGAGGGGAAGUUGUUUUACUGCCAGCAUUGUGACUAUGACAAUCCCACAGUUAGGGGUGUUUUGAAUCAUCAGAAAUUAAGACAUAGUGAUCUGCCGGCUACUGCGGAUCAAGUUGUCCGGUAUACUACCAUUGUUCGCAGCCCCCCCAAAAAAGUAAUAGCCCAACAACCUAAAAAGUCCUCCAUGAAAGCUUCACAAUCUCGCACGCAGAAAGCUGCACCGCUCAGGUCCUUAAAAUGCCGCAAAUGCUCUUAUAUAACUCCCCAUAUAUAUCUUUUGAAAAGGCAUCUGAGGAAUAACCACCAAGAGAAAGCCCCAAUCACAACGAUUAUGCGUUGGGCUUACCAAGAUGGCCAUUUACAAGCAGGUUAUCAUUGCGAGUGGUGUGUUUGUUCACACACUGAAGCGAAGGGACUCCUCCGGCACUACCGGCAACGUCAUCCAGAUAAAAAUACUGGACUUGAGUCCAUCAUCCUGAGGUUACAUGUUGGCCCUAAGACUUCUCGAUCUAAAAAAAUUAAGCCUAACACAGAGCGCAGUGUUAAACAUGAAAAUAUUACCCUCAGGUUUGGGGAAGUUCCGAAGACCUCCCCAUCUUUUCAGUCCGGAGAAGGUGACACAAAAGUCUAUCCAUGCCGAGCAUGUUCCUUUAAGGCUACUUCAAUGGGGGGUAUCGGCAGCCACUACCGUGUAGUUCAUCCAUGGUCUGUCAAGGAAGAUGGAUCUGUGUUAGAUGUCAUUAGUAGUAGGCAGACCCAAGAGCCAGGGGUCCAUGAAGAACAAGCUGUUCCUGAAACCUCGAGGUCAAGCGAGACACAUAUAUGCCCUGUCUGUUCAGGAGAGUUCAACACCCUCCAUGGUAUGUUUACUCAUUGUGGAAAGAAACAUCCAGAAUAUGAUAUGAAGGUCCAUGAACAGCCUGAUGUUCAUGAAACCUCAAAGCCAAGCCAGCGAUGUAGGUGCCCUGUCUGUUCCGGAGAGUUCAACACCCUCCAUGGUAUGUUUACUCAUUGUGGAAAGAAACAUCCAGAAUAUGAUAUGAAGGUCCAUGAACAGCCUGAUGUUCAUGAAACGUCAAAGCCAAGCCAGCGAUGUAGGUGCCCUGUCUGUUCCGGAGAGUUCAACACCCUCCAUGGUAUGUUAACUCAUUGUGGAAAGAAACAUCCGGAAUAUGAUCCAUCAGCUUGUGAAAAGGAACCUGAAUCUAGUACAGGUGAUGGGACUCUGGUAUUCAAGUGUUCAAUCUGUCCGUAUGUGAACUCUCGCGCUCAUGGUGUUCUAACUCACUGCCAGAUGAGGCAUCCAGCCACCAAAGCCAGAACUGAGAGACUUGAACAAGAAAUUGUACACUUCAGUGACCCAGAUGAAUGUGUGAAAGUCCGAUUGGGUAAGAGGAUAGGAUUGGCAGGCUUCCAGUGCAAUAUGUGUCCAGUCAUCCAUGCAAAAUUCAAGAAGUUGAAAGCUCACUAUGAGAUGGAUCACAAACGAUCUGCCUCCAAUAUGUUCAAACCGACCUUGAAACAAUCCGCUGCCAUUAAAAAACAGCUGCUCUCCAAAUAUAGAGGCUCCCAGACCUCAAUUGCCCAAGCUGCCAUUUUAAAAAAUAGGAAAUCCGUCAUAGUCAAGUGCCACCUUUGCAAGUACUUUUGCACCACUAAAAAGGGUCUUGCCCGCCAUCUUCGCAUUAACCACAGUACAGUGGCUCCAAUUGAGGACAAAGAGUUUUCCUACAAGUGUGCACUGUGCUCGUAUACGACUUUGAUUUGUAAGUACCUUGCAGCCCACUAUAGGAGGCAACAUGACAAUGCCGCUUUCAACAACCACUUUGUUCCAGCAUUCAGACCUCACCGCAUUCCUCCAACCUCACCACACCAUAAGGCUUCUUUGAGUCAGGAACCCAAAUCACCUGGUGAGAAGAGAAACUGUUCUCUCUGUUUUUUCCAAUGCCUUAGUGAAAAAGGCAUGGUCUCCCAUUAUGUGAUUUGCCAUCCAGGAGUCUCUCACAGCAUGCAGAAAUCUAGCGAACACCGACCGAUUAACACACUGCACUCUCCCCCCAAGCCCAGAAAUCGUCACGGGCAACAGAAACCUGUCUGCAAGUUAUUUGAUCCACAAUGUGAGAAAGGCAGUGUAUUGCGUCCAGUUGAAUGCAAGAAAUGUGUGAAAUUAUUCUUCAAUUCAAAUCUCCUGCUAAGUAUCCACUACACCAAUUUCCACAAUGAAGAUUUCAAACGGGACUUCACUAUACUUUCAAAGACUUCAGAGAUUGGCACGGAGUUCUACAGAUGUGGAUACUGUAACCUCCAAAUCCAGGGCAGUGCGGACCUCGGCUCCCAUCUCGACCAUCAUAAUGAGGAGUUUCAGACGCUGGAAAAUGGACAGAAGAGGAAACAACACCUUAGUGAGCCACCAAUAAAGACCAAGUCUGUUACGCAUGAAAGACAAGAACUGCCCGAUGUUCUGACGGCAGCGGAAUCGGACAGUCAUUGGAUUGUGACAAAGGUGGAAUCUGUUGCAACAGGGAUGGGUCCAAUGGGGUCCCCUUCCCCUGUCCCGUCGACGACAGAACCAGAGGGGGGGUCAGCAGGAGAGGAGUGCAAGCACUGCGGGCGAACUUUCAUGUCUUUGAAAGGUUUACGCUCACACGAGCGGAGCCAUGCAGCUACGGCAGCGCUCAAACGGCUGGACAACGUACCACAUCAACAGAAGCAGAUGUUUGACCGCCAUAUUAGGCAUCGCCCCGGGACCAUCAAACCCUUCCAUUGUGGGCUCUGUCGGUACAGAACUACCAUCUUGAGCCUCUUGAAGAACCAUCUGCUCAAAGUACAUGGUGCUGAGUACCCAUCCAAGAACCUUCCUUCCUCCGUGACCGGUAGCCAGGACAGGGAGCACACCCUGGGGGCCAAUGAAGAGGCCCCUAACCUGCCAGAACCUCAGGAAGGCAAUCACAUGUCUGAUGAUUCUGAGGAAACAGACUUCACUGAAAAACCAGUGUACUUGGAGCCCCCAGAUGUCCAGCGGCAGCUCAACCACUACAGGCAGGUGGCUCAGGCCUCCAGACAUCCAGCCCAACAGGCCACCGCGACCACUCAAGAUGCGUUAUUCAUCUGUGAGUUUUGUAUCUACACCUCAACACACAUCAAGAGUAUGCGCCGGCACUACAUAAAUCGGCACAAUGGGAAAAGGCUGGUGAGGUGCAAGGACUGCUCCUUUUUCACGGGCUUCAGGAAGAAGUUGGAUAUACACGUAGAGACGGCACAUGCCAGUAGCGCAACAGAAGCUCCUAAGGACCUACGCUGCCCUCUCUGUCUUUACCAUACCAAAAACAAAAACUGCAUGAUCGACCACAUCAUCCUCCAUCGUGAGGAGCCGGUGGCCCCGAUAGAGGUGUGUCGUCCAAGGCUAUCGCGAUAUCUCCAGGGCCUCGUGUUCCGCUGCCACAAGUGCACCUUCACCAGUUCCAGUGACGAGAAGCUGCAUCUGCACAUGCUCAUUAAGCACGACGAUAUCAAGCCCUACAAAUGCAGACUGUGCUACUUUGACUUCACACAGCUGAGCGAGUUGGAGGCACACCUAUGCGAUAAGCACCAGGUCGUGAGGAACCAUGAGCUGGUGGGACAGGUCCAUCUGGAGGAACUGGAGACCAGACUGGGAAGAGUCAACCGAGAAAAGGAGAAGAAAUGUGACCAGGAAUUAGGAAAUGAAGAAGACAAAGAAGAAAUAAAUAAACAUGGUGAGAAACUAGGGCUGGAGGAAGAGGGGGAGAACGCUGACAAGCUAAGGAACAAAGAGAAGGAUGAAACCAACCACAGACAUAGUGAGAAGCAGCAGGUGCUGGAGGAGGGAGAGAACAUAGAGAAGCUAGGAAAAGAAGAAGAGAAAGACCAGGAAGAAACUAACAGAAGACUUAAAGAAACUCAAGGGCUUAAAGAAGGGGAUACCAUUGAGGAAAAAGGGUUGGAGAAAAAUGGGGAGAACAUUGCCCCCAAAAAAUAUGAAUUUCAAGGAUAUGAGAACAAAGGAAACGUAGAAGAAAAAUCCAUGGACUGUGAAGAGAACCAAGGGCAACAAGAUGAGGUGAACAAAGAUGGAGAUAAUGAGGUGUCAGAGAACAGUGACCAAAGCAGUGAAUUCCAUGAGAGCCAUGAUUUUAGUUGUGAGGAGAACAAGGAGGAACAAUAUGAAGAAUGCCAUGGGGAGCUCGAGCAUGAGGAUAAGGAGAUGGUAGAGGAACAAUUUAUGGACUUUGAGGAAGAGAACCGAGAACCUGGAGAGAUGGACAUAGGAGAACAAAACAACCAAUAUCAUGAGAUGCCAGUGCUUAAAAAUGAAGCCUGCAACUAUCAUGAAAUGCCAGUGCUUGAAAAUGAAGAGGGCAAAGAGGAAACACACAGGAAUCCUAGUGAGAAACAGGAACAUGAGGUGGUGGUGAAGAAUGACAGUCUGAAACCUGAGUGCAAUACGAAACAGGAGCAAGGGUCUGUAGAGGACGAAAAGUCUGAAGAAAACCCCAUGAGUGACGAUAAGCAAGAUCAUGAAAAUGGCAACACAUCUGCACCAAAAGAUGCCUCCGCUACCCUGAGGAUAAUUCCAUCGACCAGAAAUGAAAAUGCGCUUUCUUGCAAGCUCUGUGGCCGAAUUCUCAUGAACAGCACUGACCUGGAACGACAUGUGAUGCGCCAUGGCUUGUAACUCAGUGUGUCGGUGCAACUGAUAAGGAUGUACUGACUUUGAGGGUGUUGCUGCUUAGAAAUGCUGAUUUUAACAGCAAGGAGAUUAUGUGAAUUUCAAUUGAAACGGUUGCAUAUGGUUUCCACCUGUAACUAGUCUUGACUGAGGAGACACUGCAGCUAUUGUUGUAAAGGACAAAAAGUCUUAUCCCAGAAUGACAGCUGUUCACAUUUCCAACGAAUUAGUUUUGGUGCUUUCUUAAUAUUUUCAUCCUGUUGUCUUUUAACAUUUUUGUAAUAAAUGACUAUCCUAGAA
Molecule: messenger RNA, 6035 nt
Organism: Salvelinus namaycush (lake trout)
Lineage: Eukaryota; Metazoa; Chordata; Actinopteri; Salmoniformes; Salmonidae
Product: zinc finger protein 462-like
Exons: 9
Coding region: 270-5741 (1823 amino acids)
Biological process (GO): regulation of gene expression
Cellular component (GO): nucleus
Source: RefSeq, a predicted model, not a curated record